Messenger RNA from Ilex paraguariensis (yerba mate), 1411 nucleotides. The record is from the annotation of a GenBank genome assembly. NCBI's taxonomy places the organism in Eukaryota, Viridiplantae, Streptophyta, Magnoliopsida, Aquifoliales, Aquifoliaceae.
CCUAACCACAUUUUUCACUCAGAUCCACUGAUCUUCAACCAAUCGCAUUGUUAGUUGCCUCCAAUGGCGACUGAGAUCUCAUUCCCCGGAAUUUUCUUUUGCAGUGCUUUGGCGGCUUGUUUUGCUGAGUUCUGUACUAUUCCUCUAGACACUGCUAAAGUUAGGCUUCAGCUACAAAAGAGAACAGCUUCAGGGGAAGAGGCAGGAGCAUCUAAGUACAAGGGUAUGUUGGGUACGAUUGCUACUAUUGCUAGGGAAGAAGGGUUAUUAGCACUUUGGAAAGGAGUAAUACCUGGAUUACAUCGCCAGUGUCUCUAUGGAGGUUUAAGGAUUGGGUUGUAUGAGCCAGUUAAAGCCUUUUUGGUUGGAAGCAGUCAUGUUGGAGAUGUUUCCUUAUUCAACAAAAUACUUGCUGCAAUGAUAACUGGUGCUCUAGCAAUUGCAGUGGCUAAUCCAACUGAUCUUGUGAAAGUUCGCCUUCAAGCAGAAGGUAAAUUGCCACCUGGAGUACCUAGGCUUUAUUCUGGGGCCUUGGAUGCUUAUCACACCAUAGUGAAACAGGAAGGAUUGGCAGCUUUGUGGACUGGGCUAGGGCCCAAUAUUGCACGAAAUGCUAUUAUAAAUGCUGCGGAACUGGCUACUUAUGAUCAAGUGAAACAGACAAUAUUGAAAAUUCCAGGGUUCACAGACAAUAUUUUGACCCAUUUAUUAGCUGGCAUGGGUGCUGGGUUCUUCGCAGUUUGUGUCGGUUCUCCUGUUGACGUGGUGAAAUCUAGAAUGAUGGGAGAUUCAAUAUACAAAAGCACCUUAGAUUGUUUCGUUAAAACUUUGCAGAUUGAGGGACCCUCUGCUUUCUAUAAGGGAUUUCUCCUCAAUUUUGGUCGGCUAGGGUCUUGGAAUGUCAUCUUGUUUCUGACUCUCGAGCAGGUCAAAAAACUCUUUACAUGGGAAGUUUAAACUAUAUUACCGAGUAUUUACGUCUGCAAGUAGGAAGAGUUUUAGCUUAUGCUUGGAAUAUGCCCCAGCGGUUGAAACCUUCGUGGCAGAAGUAAGGUUCCCUUUGCUAUCAGUUGCUUGUGUUUCAAAGUUAAGAGAUAGAGGAGCCAAUUCUUUGAGACUAGAAGUAACCUACGAACUUGAUUUAUCAAUGGCAUUUCGCAGCAUCUUGAAAACACCCUUCUCUGGUAAAAUGAGCUGCUCUGCUCCUAUUUAUCUUACCUCCAAGAGCUUACUAUAAAGCAAAACCGGUGGCAAUAUUUUGUGCAUUACAAUGGAUCUUGUCAUAUUGACAGCAUUGUAGGGAAAGACCAAUACGUCAAGUAUCUACGAAAGACCAAUACGUCAAGUAUAUACCAAAGAGCUGGGAAAUAACAUACAACUUCAUAAUCUUAUAAAAUGCAUAAGUGGCCAA